Rana temporaria (common frog) is the source of this 4060-nucleotide messenger RNA. RefSeq names its product ubiquitin like with PHD and ring finger domains 2 (gene UHRF2). Lineage: Eukaryota; Metazoa; Chordata; Amphibia; Anura; Ranidae. The record is from RefSeq and is a predicted model, not a curated record. Gene Ontology annotation, biological process: negative regulation of gene expression via chromosomal CpG island methylation; protein ubiquitination. The transcript is spliced from 16 exons. Bases 310 to 2901 code for a protein of 863 amino acids. Gene Ontology annotation, molecular function: protein binding; ubiquitin protein ligase activity.
CGGAGUGAUUUCGCGAGAUUUUCGCUUGGCGCCGUGACCCCCCAUGUGAGAGCAGCAGCUCCUAGUAAACACUCCCAGGGCUGCUCAGACAUGGCUACCCGGCGCGUACACUGCUAGACAAUAACAACAACAUCAUCGCCAGUGUGUGAGUUGCUCAGUGAAGCAUCGUCAGAUCCGUCGGCGCAGCCUGCACCCCGCACCCCCGAUCGUCAGCCUGUCUUUGUUUUGCUGCUGGGGGCGGCUGUCAUUGGAUGCCCUAAGACGGUAAAGCAGGUGAUUGUUGUGUAUCCGAUCGUCCGAUCUGCAACGAUGUGGAUCCAGGUGAGGACCAUAGACGGCACGGAGACCCGCACGAUUGAUGACCUGUCUCGGCUCACCAAGAUCGAGAGCCUCCGGUUAAAGAUCGAGGAGAGUUUUAACGUCAGCCCGGACAGACAGAGGCUCUUCUACCGGGGCAAGCAGCUGGAAGAUGGACAUACACUCUUUGACUACAACGUUGGAUUAAAUGACAUUGUCCAACUCUUAAUCCGUUCGCAGUCUGAGGGCAGCAGCAAUUCUUCAAAGAAAAAGGAAGGGGAAAGCAAAGUUCAGUUAAAUUCUACAAAUAAGAAGUUGCGUGUAUCCACUCCUUCAGUUCAGCCCUCCACUUCUGCCCGAGCCUUCCUGAUUGAUCCGGGAAUUGGAAUUUACAAGAUCAAUGAGUUGGUGGAUGUCCGCGAUGUAACCAUUGGAUCCUGGUUUGAAGCGCGCGUUGAAAAUGUUACAAGAGCUGCAAAAGGACAGAAAAAUGGCAAGGCUCAUGUUAAGGGGGGCAACUCUUACAAGGGGACUAAUGGCAGUGUGAACGAGGAUCAUUCCGUUGAGAAUUCUCAUAUGUCGGACUCUGGCCCUUCUACUUCUUUCUCGGAUUAUGUGGAUGAUGAAGAUGUAUCUUAUUUUAUAAAAUAUGAUGAUUAUCCUGAAAAUGGAGUUGUAGAGAUUGAGAGCUCUAAUUUGCGACCCAGAGCAAGAACCAUCUUGAAGUGGAGCGACCUCAAAGUGAGUGACAUUGUAAUGGUGAAUUACAACAUGGAGAAUCCAGAGGAGCGUGGGUUUUGGUUCGAUGCUAAAGUAACAGAACUGAAGGAACAUUCUAGAACUAACAAGGAAGUCUAUGCGAAGAUUUUAUUGGGUGGUCCUGAAGAUGCUAUUACUGAUUGUAAGAUAGUUUAUUCUGAGGAAAUUUACAAGAUCGAAAAGCCUGGGGCAUACCCUCUGUCAUCUGGAGAUGGAGAUUUUAAGAGGAAAAGUGGUCCGGAAUGUAAGUACUGCAAAGCGGACCCAGAAACAGAAUGCAGAUUUUGUUCCUGUUAUGUGUGUGGAGGGAAGCAGGAUGCCCAUAUGCAGCUGCUGUGUGAUGAGUGUAACAUGGCCUACCACAUUUACUGCCUAAACCCACCACUGCCAAAAAUACCUGAAGAUGAAGACUGGUAUUGUCCUUCCUGUAAAAAUGAUUCAACUGAAGUUGUAAAGGCUGGUGAAAAACUGAGACAAAGUAAAAAGAAGGCAAAGAUGCCCUCAGCUAGCACUGAGAGUCAGAGAGAUUGGGGCAAGGGAAUGGCCUGCGUUGGGCGCACUAAAGAGUGCACUAUUGUUCCAUCAAAUCAUUAUGGUCCCAUCCCUGGUGUUCCUGUUGGGGCAUUAUGGAAAUUCCGAGUGCAGGUUAGUGAAGCAGGUGUCCAUCGGCCUCAUGUUGGUGGAAUUCAUGGCCGGAGCAAUGAUGGUUCAUACUCUCUUGUGUUAGCGGGAGGAUUUGAAGAUGAAGUGGAUCGUGGUGAUGAGUUCACAUACACUGGCAGUGGUGGUCGGGAUCUUUCUGGAAACAAAAGGAUUGGAGAACAUUCAUUUGAUCAGACUUUGACUCAUAUGAACAGGGCCCUGGCCCUAAAUUGUGAUGCGCCCCUGAAUGAUAAAGAUGGAGCCGAGUCUAAGAAUUGGAGAGCUGGAAAGCCUGUCCGUGUAGUCCGCAGCUCAAAGGGGCGUAGAAUCAGCAAAUAUGCCCCUGAAGAUGGCAACCGAUAUGAUGGCAUUUAUAAGGUGGUAAAAUACUGGCCUGAAAUAGGCAAGUGUGGGUUCCUAGUGUGGAGAUACCUAUUGCGGAGGGAUGACUUGGAGCCUGCCCCAUGGACUGCGGAAGGCAUAGAACGCUCAAAAAACCUUGGAUUGACUUUACAGUUUCCAGAGGGAUAUUUGGAAGCCAUGGCUAACAAAGAGAAAAAAGUCAAGAAACCGCCUACUGAACCCAGUAGUCCGGCCAGUUCAUCGAAUCAGAGUUCCCGGAGCCAGAGUAAACCAAGUACCCCAGAGCACAGCCAUGGCACCCGUAGCAACUCCAAAUAUAGUGGCACCCAAAGCAACGGAAGCCAGAAAAGGCCUAUUGAAGAUGAUGAGACAAAUGAGGACACCUUGCCAUCUAAGUCUAUGAAGCUGUCGGAGGAGGAGAAGGAGGAGCAGGAGGAGGAGGAGGAGGAGACGAAGAAUGAGAAUGAGAAGGAGCAGAAGGAGAAGGGUGGAGAAACAUUUCAACUAACAGAACAGCAGGAUUGGCUUAUUAAAGAGGACUCUCAAAACCAGAAGCUGUGGGACGGAGUUCUGUCUUCCAUUAAGGAGGGCCCUAAAUUUCUGAAAAAUGUUGAGCAAACUUUUAUGUGUGUGUGCUGCCAGGAGUUAGUUUACCAGCCAGUUACAACUGCCUGCCUCCACAAUGUGUGCAAGAGCUGUUUGCAGCGUUCCUUUCGAGCAGAGGUCUACAGCUGUCCAGCAUGUCGCUUUGACCUUGGAAAGACUUACACUAUGGUUCCAAACAAGGUCCUGCAAACACUGCUUGACCAGUUUUUUCCUGGCUACAGCAAAGGACGGUGAUUGCUCCCAUAGCACUUUCCUUUUUGACUUUUUAUAAAUAAAGACAGAUUCAAUAAAUCGCAAAAAAAAAAUAUUGGACCAACAUGCAGUGUGGAAUCGAAACGCCUUCAUCAAAUCGGAGGGAAAUGUUCUUUCCUUGCGUCUUCAUGUCUUCUGUUUUCGACUGUUAAAACAUCCAAGGUAGUCUGUCUCUUAAGACCAUGGAUUUGGACACCAUCUUCACAUUCUGGCUACGACACCUACAGUCUGGCUUGUAUUAACUACCUACCUCAAGACAGAGGAAGAGAAUACAUGGGGACAGCGAGAGUAAAUUGAUCACCUUUUUCUUCACCAAUGCACAGCCUCCUGGAUGUUCAGUCAAUCCUGGUUCAUGACAUUUUUCUGCUCCAGUGCCAAGGGGGUCCACAGAGUGUUGUAGGAAAAAGGCUUGUAGACUCCUUUUUUAGGAAGGAAGGGCUCCACAUACACUGACAGCACUUAAAUACAAAGAGUUGUGUUAGAUUACAGAACCGCAAACUCCAGUUUUUAUUUCAUUCCUUUCCCUUUUUUACUAUGUUUGUUUCCCCCCCCAUUCUUCUUUUGCAAAGCUUAUUUGUAGUUUAUUACUGUGAGCUUCUCUCUGCUUUAUAUUUUGUACCUUAAGCCAGCUGACUACUAAUAUAGCUAAUGAGAACAAUAUGUAUGCAUUGUUGCAACAUUAGUGCAAUGUAAUCUGUGUUUAUUUUUCCUGCUCUUAGAGAUAAUUGAUACUCUAGCAAUGUGAUUUUUAUUUUUUGUCUUUCCAAUACAGAAAGCUACUUUUUUUUUUUUUUUUUUUUUUUUUAUGCCUCAGUAGAGCCUUGUAUCAGUGGCAGUACAAUCUGCAAAGCAUUGCAAAUGGGUGACAGUCAUAGCUUGGAGAGGGUCUAAACUAGCUUCCUAUUGUGAUCUCAAAUUUUAUACACAGUAUAUCCCCUAAAAGUAUACCUUAUUAAAUAUUUUAUGAUUCUGAGAAGUUGCUUAUGUUCUUUUGCUGGUCUAUGCUGUGUACUUGUAGAAACUUAACCCCUUUUUUUCUAUAGAAAUGUUUUUAUAUGAUGCCAUUUUUAUGAAAAUAUUUUGUGUAUUUGCUCAGUGAGGUUUUGUCUGAUCAUUGGUAUAAAGUGGUUUGUGCAUCUUU